Eutrema salsugineum is the source of this 811-nucleotide messenger RNA. Its product is annotated as NAD(P)H-quinone oxidoreductase subunit O, chloroplastic. The record is from RefSeq and is a predicted model, not a curated record. The coding region runs from base 109 to 591 and encodes 160 amino acids. NCBI's taxonomy places the organism in Eukaryota, Viridiplantae, Streptophyta, Magnoliopsida, Brassicales, Brassicaceae. Gene Ontology annotation, molecular function: oxidoreductase activity, acting on NAD(P)H, quinone or similar compound as acceptor. The transcript is spliced from 6 exons. Gene Ontology annotation, cellular component: plasma membrane.
AUGAUUGGUUCGGUGAUACCUGUUUUAGACCGUUGAGACUUGAGAGGCAAUUGUGAUCUUAUCCCCAAACUCCAAGAACACAGAAAAUUUCUUGGGGUGGUCUCUCCAAUGGCUUUUUCAGCGACUCUGUCUCAGCUUUCUUCUCUAUCGACAAUCUCCUCUUCACUUCCACUUUCUUCUAGAAGACUUCCUCUUCGACCUCUUUCUCAAUUCACAGUCAAAGCAGAGGCAGAGAAAGAGAAAAAGAGCACACAGGCUAAAUCCGAAGGGGAAGCAUCAUCAGCUUCAGCUCCAACCAAAACCCCUAAAACUCUUCCCAAGAAACCGGUUUACUCGAUGAAGAAGGGUCAAAUUGUUCGUGUAGAGAAGGAGAAGUACCUCAACAGCAUCAAUUACUUAUCAGUUGGACAUCCUCCUUUCUACAAAGGCCUCGAUUACAUCUACGAAGAUCGUGGCGAGGUCCUGGACAUUCGUGUCUUUGAGACAGGAGAGUAUGCACUUGUUGGAUGGGUUGGUAUCCCUACCGCACCAGCUUGGCUACCAACAGAUAUGCUCAUCAAGUCAGAGAAACUUGUUUAUGAACGACUUUAGAGUCCAGAAGUUUCCAAAAAAGAAUCUUUGGGAGUGAAAAUGAUACCAAGGGUUGUGUGUUAAGCUGAGAUGAAUGAUAACAAUGGCACCAUCAUGAUCAUGUCUUCAAGAGUUUGACAAAGAAUCAAUGGUUAUAAAACUGUUGUGGAAUGUAAAAAAUGUGAUCAGAUUGAAUCGUAUAAUAAGAAUGCAGAUUCAGUAGAUGCAUUCCUUAAACCAA